Messenger RNA from Xiphophorus hellerii (green swordtail), 4753 nucleotides. RefSeq names its product pre-B-cell leukemia transcription factor 1-like. Gene Ontology annotation, molecular function: DNA-binding transcription factor activity, RNA polymerase II-specific; DNA binding. Gene Ontology annotation, biological process: regulation of DNA-templated transcription. Gene Ontology annotation, cellular component: nucleus. The record is from RefSeq and is a predicted model, not a curated record. NCBI's taxonomy places the organism in Eukaryota, Metazoa, Chordata, Actinopteri, Cyprinodontiformes, Poeciliidae. Bases 535 to 1821 code for a protein of 428 amino acids. The transcript has 9 exons.
UCUUCGCUGUGCCGCCGCCUGCCCAGCCUGUGCUGAACAUGACAAAAAGCGAGAGGAUGGAGCGAGGGAAGUAAAUCCCUGCUGUUUCAUUCCUCACAGCCACUUUUUCUUGCUUGUUUUUGGAAGACGGAGCGGGGUUUGGAUACAGGAAAAGCAUUAGUAGUUGAGAGCAGCUGUCUGUCUGGUUUAGAGGCGCAGCCCACAGCAGUUCAGAUCAGAUUUCACAUUCAGCUUCGACCAGCUCAGCUGAGAGCAGCAACCAGAGAGGGCUCGUUGCUCCGCUCUCUCCCUCUCCAACGCCACCUUUUUUCUUUUUCUUUUUUUUUCUCCCCUGUUGGCGGAGCGUCUCUAAAACGCUCAUAGGAAGAAGUACCAGGAUUUAUUUCCCCCUCUUCUCCGUCCUCCCUUCUUCUCCUCUUCUUUUUUCUUUUUCUUUUUCUUUUUUUUUUUUUUACUGUAUUUAUUUUUUACAGGAAAUUAUCAGCGUGGGCGACAAAUAGAAUUAGAUUUAAAAAAUAAAGGGCGGCCGAAGACAUGGACGAGCAGCCGAGGUUGAUGCACUCUCACACGGGGGUAGGCAUGGCGGGGCACCCCGGCCUGCCGCAGCACUUGGAAGGCACCGGAGGAGCCGACGGCGACGGGAGGAAGCAGGACAUUGGAGACAUUUUACAGCAAAUUAUGACCAUCACGGACCAAAGUCUGGACGAAGCCCAGGCCAGGAAACACGCUCUCAACUGUCACAGAAUGAAGCCGGCCCUUUUCAACGUUCUGUGCGAAAUCAAAGAAAAAACAGUGCUCAGCAUCCGCGGCGCCCAGGAGGAGGAGCCUCCGGACCCCCAGCUCAUGCGCCUGGACAACAUGCUGCUGGCGGAGGGCGUGUCAGGGCCGGAGAAAGGCGGGGGCUCGGCAGUGGCGGCAGCGGCCGCCGCCGCCUCGGGAGGGGUGGGGGCCGACAACUCAGCCGAGCACUCGGACUACAGGGCCAAGCUGACCCAGAUCAGACAGAUCUACCACACAGAGCUGGAGAAGUAUGAACAGGCCUGUAACGAGUUCACCACCCACGUCAUGAACCUGCUGCGGGAGCAGUCGCGCACGCGGCCCAUUUCACCCAAAGAGAUCGAGCGCAUGGUGAGCAUCAUCCACCGCAAGUUCAGCUCCAUCCAGAUGCAGCUCAAGCAGAGCACAUGCGAAGCCGUCAUGAUCCUGCGCUCCCGCUUCCUCGACGCCAGGCGGAAAAGACGAAACUUCAACAAGCAGGCGACGGAGAUCCUGAACGAGUAUUUCUACUCACACCUCAGCAACCCCUACCCCAGCGAGGAGGCCAAAGAGGAGCUUGCUAAGAAGUGUGCCAUCACAGUGGCCCAGGUUUCCAACUGGUUUGGGAAUAAAAGAAUCAGAUACAAGAAAAACAUUGGUAAGUUCCAAGAAGAAGCCAACAUGUAUGCUGCAAGAACUGCCGUGAAUGCGGCUAAUGCAUCCUCACAUGGAAGCCAAGCAAAUUCACCCUCCACUCCAAACUCUGCAGGUUCUGCUGGCUCUUUUAACAUGUCAAACUCCGGGGACUUGUUCAUGAGCGUGCAGUCUCUCAAUGGGGACUCGUACCAGGGGGCUCAGGUGGGAGCCAACGUGCAGUCGCAGGUGGAUACCCUUCGCCAUGUUAUCAGUCAGACAGGCGGAUACAGUGAAGGACUCACAGCCAACCAGAUGUAUAGUCCGCAGGGCAUCAACGCUAACGGAGGCUGGCCCGACGCUCCCACCCCGUCCUCAGUGACUUCCCCCACAGAAGGACCAGGAAGUGUUCACUCUGACACCUCCAACUGAUCCUCCCCCCACCCCCACCCAUCCUGCAGGACUGGAUGUGACUUGAGGCAGUCGGGGUCUGGGGACAAUGCUUCCACCAUUUUUGUAGUUUUUUUUUUUCCUCUUUCUGUCUGGACCUCCUCAGCAGCUUCGCCAGCCUGCAGAGAGAACUCACGUCUGGGCUUCACAGUUUUUAUAUUUUCCACUCGUUGUCGAAGUUGCCUCUUUGUAGUUCACUUUCUAUCAUGAACUCCUACUGUCCGCUCCCAGCCCGCCGUCUGGCCACAUGAAACACACUCACGCUACCUCUGGUUUCAGCUCCAACACAGCAAGCGAUUCAACUGCUCCCGUUUAGCAUUAUCGUUCCCGCAGCCUGAUUGUUUUUAUGGAUCCGUUGUGCCAAAGUUCAGCCCUGGAGGUGAAUUUGGGUUCAGUUUUGAUCUCGUUUAUUAACAUCCUGCAGAGAUUCAUCCCUCUGAGCUUUUCCACAUGUUCUCUGCUUACAACCACAAACCUCACCGGCUUUUGAUUGGAUUUUAUGAGAUUGACAACAAAAAAAUAUGCAUAAGAAAGAGGUUGAAAAAUGUGAAUAUAUGUUAUACAUAAAACUUCUAGAAACUUUGUACAAAUAAAAAUCCGAGUAGUGCGUCAUGAAUUUACAAUCUAUUCAGCCUCCCAUGUUUCAGCAGAUUGGGGGUGAGCAGCCUUUAUGACAUUAAGACACGUGAAGCUACACGACCCUUCAAAACAAAAUGACCAUUUUUUAUCAUACCUUUAUUUAUGGUUUUAUUUUUGAAUGCAAAAAACACUGCAGCUUAUUUGAAAAGCAUCAAAUGGAAAUUAAUUUUAAAAAAUGAAUAGAACCUUCAAAUUUCAGAAAAAUUCUUAAAGGGGCAGCGUUGUUUAAAAUCAACACUGCCCCUGUUGAGAUUCACAUCAUGUUAUAUUGUCAUCAAAAACACACCUGGAGUGUUGCUUUGACUCUUUCAUGCUUGUUUGAGAAAUCCUUUAGUCUCCAUGGCAACUAUUGAGCUGUUCAAAACACCUGGGUGGACCUCGCUUUGCCUUCAAGACACAGUUCCUCCUUAGAGCUGCAGUUUCCAAGCUAUAGAGCUUCUGGCACACAAAGCACAACUACCUGACUCAGCUCCUCCAGACUAGCCAGCAGCAAUUAGCACUUAGUGGACCUGAGUAUUUGCUGAGCUUAUUAUUAGUAGAGGAGCCAUGUUGUGAUGUUGUGUUGGGUUGUGGUUGUAAAAUGACAAAAUGUGAAAAAGUAUAAAUAAUUUUGGAAGGCACUGUUUGUUGAGUCAUGUAGUAAAAUAAAAAGUAUUGAAGUAUUUUUGUCUCUGCGAUUAACGGACUGAAAUGACACAAAUUCAGACAAAUGUCCAGCCGCAGGAAAUAAAAAGGACCAGAGACUACAGGGAUGGUAUCAGCAGGUCAAUAUGAAAUGAAGCACAACGCCGCCUGCUGAUUGGAGGAUAGAAAUAGGAGAGGAUAUAACGCUAGACGUCAACACUCGGUGUUACACAUUCAGAUAUGGAAGCAAAUCAGGCCAAAAACUGCUGGUAACCAAAUCUGUUCUGCUGCCUGUCCACACAUGAUCAGAGCUUCACCCUGAGUAAGCACUGGACAGAUUUUGUACCAAAUAUUGAGCAAAAAUCAUCCACAACCCAGUAAGAAAUCAAAAGCGGGAAGAAUCAGGAACAUUUGGCACAGAUAAGUUUUUUUUUUUUUCCUCUUCUCUGUUUGUAAAGAGAUGCAACACUUGCCAACGUGCGACCUUUUACUAGCCGAUGAAAACAUGAACACUACUUUGAUACCAAAAACAAUCGGAUGAGCUUUAGCAGGACCAGUGAGGGAGGGUCCUGUGUUCAAAGCCAAAUAGAUGCAGUGUGAACAGAGAACCCAGAACCAAACGCACGCCGCUCCUCUGCCUCUGCUUCCUGGAUGAAUCAUCUGCGUCUCUUUGGUUUGUUUUGGUCUCAGCUGCGUCUGUCUGUACGUGAAUCAGCCCCACAGCGCUCUGUGUACAGUAUGUAGAUAUGCACCUCUUCCACAUCCUUGGAAAUGGAUAGUUUUGUUCUGUUGUUAUGCAUUCAGACCACAGACUGAAGCCUGCCGUCCUGACCCGCUUUUUAACGGACAUCGUUGCUUUUUUGUUUUUAAACCCAACGGAUCUUUUAAAUUCGGUCCCCAGAAGUCACAAAAUGUUUUGCUUUUAUUCUUAUUUUCUAAAGAUGUGUUUGUAUUUAUUACACUUGUUUGAAAUUGUGUAUUUCACAGGUCCAGCGGUGGACCCCCCCGCCCCCCUACCCUCCCCUUCUCACCUGCAGGGUGGAGGGGCGGGGGGACAGAACCUGCCUCACUCAUGUCUUCAGAAGGCAUCGGACAGAACUGACAGCGCCGGCCAUGCAAGGAAAACACAAGAAUUGUUUUUUCUUCUCCUUUUUUUUCAUCCCCAAAGAAGGCGCAACACUUCUUUUCACAUUUGCCUGUCAAAUAUUACCGAAGCUUCAUGUGAUGACGCUUUUUUAGUUUUGGGAUAUGAAAGGAAAAAAAAAAAGAAGAAGACAUGGGAGGAGAAAGGAACAAUUUGUAAAACAUGAAAUGUUUUAUUUGUUGCAUGUCUUUUUGUUCUUCAAUAAAAUAACGUACUGCAGUGUUUUGGAUGUUAUACCGUCGUUUGUUUUUUUUUAACGAGGAUUUCAGAGUAGAACCGUGGAACCUUUUUCUUGGCGGGUUUUAUCUUUUAAGAUCUCUGAUUAUGUAAAAAUAGAAAAUGCAAGUAUCAAAUUGAGAAAUAUUGUCUUUUUAAUCACAAACCAAACCUGUUUGUCUGUGGAGAACAUUAGCUGGAAGGUGUGGGGGGGGCCAGGGGGGGUUCUGCUCUUUAUUUGUACUGGCAAUGCGUACUCCAAAUAAAUCAGGGGGGUUUUGUUGUUGCUUA